This is a messenger RNA of Setaria italica (foxtail millet), 1594 nucleotides long. RefSeq names its product protoheme IX farnesyltransferase, mitochondrial. The coding region runs from base 1 to 1278 and encodes 425 amino acids. Gene Ontology annotation, cellular component: membrane; mitochondrion. Gene Ontology annotation, molecular function: protoheme IX farnesyltransferase activity. The record is from RefSeq and is a predicted model, not a curated record. Lineage: Eukaryota; Viridiplantae; Streptophyta; Magnoliopsida; Poales; Poaceae. Gene Ontology annotation, biological process: heme biosynthetic process. The transcript is spliced from 7 exons.
AUGUGGAGGGGCGGCGCCACCGCGGCCUACGCCGCGAGGGCUCUACGCUCUCGCCUCCUCCCUGACCCCAUCCACCACCCGGUCGCGUCGCUCGCUCUUAUCGCCUCGACGCGUGCCUCCUCGUCCGCACCCUCCGCCGCAGCAGCGAACAACGUCGUUGAAGAAGCAGCGGCGGCGGCGGCUGUAUCCGUUUCGCAGCAGGCCGGAUCCGUCUCCGACGCGCUGCGGCACUACGGGAGGUGCUACUGGGAGCUCUCCAAAGCCCGCCUCAGUGCUCUUGUUGUGGCAACUUCGGGGGCUGGCUAUGUGCUUGGUAGUGGCAACAUCGUGGACAUCGCCGGACUUUGUUGCACAUGUGCUGGUACAAUGAUGGUUGCAGCAUCUGCAAAUACCCUCAACCAGGUGUUCGAGAUAAAAAAUGAUGCUAAAAUGAAAAGGACAAUGCGGCGGCCCUUGCCAUCAGGUCGCAUUAGUCCUGCACAUGCUGCUAUGUGGGCUACGAGUGUUGGAGCUACAGGAACAGCUUUGUUGGCCUGGAAGGCUAAUGGCUUGGCAGCUGGGCUUGCAGCUUCUAAUCUUGUUCUGUACGCAUUUGUAUAUACUCCAUUGAAGCAAAUACACCCAGUUAAUACAUGGGUAGGAGCAGUUGUUGGUGCCAUUCCACCACUUCUGGGGUGGGCAGCAGCUUGUACUGAAUUGUCACUAAAUGCUAUGAUUCUCCCUGCCGCAUUGUACUAUUGGCAAAUACCCCAUUUUAUGGCGCUCGCAUACUUAUGUCGCAAUGAUUACCUUGCUGGAGGGUACCGUAUGUUUUCUUUUGCUGACCCUACUGGUAAAAGAACUGCGUGGGUAUCGCUCAGAAAUUGUCUGUACAUGCUGCCUUUGGGAUUGUUUGCAUACAACUGGGGCCUCACAUCUGAGUGGUUCGGUGUUGAAGCAUCACUUCUAACGAUGGGCCUUACCAUUGGAGCUCUAUCGUUUGUGCUGGAACCAAGUCCAAAAACUGCAAGGAGAAUGUUCUAUGGAAGCCUGCUGUAUCUCCCUGCCUUCAUGGCUGGACUUCUAUUACAUCGGCUGCCUAACAAACAAAAUGCGCACAACCUGGCUGAGACAAGUGAGCUCGGUGGAGUUCUUUACAGGGCCGAUCUGCAGGACAACGAAAGAGCGAGACAGAAACACGAAGACAGGAAACCUUCUCGUGUGCAAUCACGCCCUCCAGUCGCCUAUGCUUCUGUGGCUCCAUUCCCUUUCUUACCAGUACCCAUAUACGAGUCAUGAAAACCUUCUCUGGUUCUUCCUGCAGCACUGGACCUGUAGAAGCAAUGUGUUCAUGCAUUUUUGGCUUCAUACAUGAAUUUUCUGCCGCCAAGGGGGUCCUUGGUCUAUCUGUUGUUGAAAUUAUAGAAUAAUUUUUAUGGGGGUGAGCUCUUUGCGGCCCAUCUGAAUGUAAAAAAGUGCCGCUGAUCCUCUUUCUGAUGCCUCGAGUAACACGGUUACCCUGUGCUUUAUUUUCUUCCAAAUUUGGUUUAACACUAAUGACGCGCAUUCAAGUUUCAUUUAAAUGCUGGUGGUCUUCAUGUUGACUGCACUUAUU